This is a messenger RNA of Folsomia candida, 4179 nucleotides long. It is a transcript of the gene PIG-O, whose product is annotated as GPI ethanolamine phosphate transferase 3. Gene Ontology annotation, cellular component: endoplasmic reticulum membrane. NCBI's taxonomy places the organism in Eukaryota, Metazoa, Arthropoda, Collembola, Entomobryomorpha, Isotomidae. The record is from RefSeq and is a predicted model, not a curated record. Gene Ontology annotation, biological process: GPI anchor biosynthetic process. Gene Ontology annotation, molecular function: mannose-ethanolamine phosphotransferase activity. The coding region runs from base 472 to 3816 and encodes 1114 amino acids. The transcript has 9 exons.
GUUGGGUUGGGUUGUCAAUUUUCGGGAGCGAGACCUCCCGAAGUGAGGUAGAAAAUGUCAAAAUUCCUUCAAUAAAAACUCUCUCAAAGCAUUGAAAGCAUCAUUCCACCUUUUUUAAUAAGAAAUAUGGCAAUGCACAUUUGAGCUUUAUUUCUUCCCUUCAUUAAUUAACAGUGUGGUGCAUUGACAGGUGCUCAGAAAUCGCUGCAACUUUGAAACUUUGGCUUCUUCAUACGUAACACUGUAUGUAACCAUUCAGAAGAACGUAAUUUUAUUUAGUGUUGUGGAGUACACUAAGAAAAUGCGUGUACGAAAGAAAAGACUAUUGGUAGGUUGGUACCAUGAUUAGUUGUUAAUUAAACCCUUAGGCAGUACACUGCAUACUAUACAAUGAACUUAAAUGAGACAAAGAGUUAAAGUGGGUGUGCUCCUUCUUUGUGGACAUUUCUGCUAUCUCUUUGCACGAGGAGGAUGUCGAAGGUGGAGAACGUGAGCGUCGUGGCCUUCCUCUGCUUCGGCAUGAUCGUGGGCGCCCUAGUCUUUUCUCGAGGAUUUCUUCUCAACCGUCAAACCAUCCACGAGACGGCUGGACCCUGCCUUCACUCCUCCCAACGCUCACUUCACAUCCGACCCACGGAGUCCGAACCCCAUCUGCCAAAAACUGUGGGUGACCAUGGUCUGGAUGGGAUGGCGAAUUGGUGCAACCCUACUCCCCCUUUUCCUAAGCUCAUUUUGGUGUUGGUAGACGCUCUGAGAUUUGACUUUGUUCAACGAAUGCAGUUUCUCUCAGAGAUUACGGGGAAAGGAAAUUCCUCUGCUGGUCAUCAUAAAGGGGGAUCGUUGACAUCGUGCGUUUUCAAGUUCCUCGCAGACCCCCCGACCACAACAAUGCAGCGAUUGAAGGCUCUUAUGACUGGGACGAUGCCUACGUUCAUAGAUGCCAGUGCCAAUUUUAAUAGUUAUGAAGUUGAGGAGGACAGCCUUAUUUACCAGUUGUACUCUGCUGGGAAACGAAUUGCCUUUUUGGGGGACGAUACCUGGAUUAGUUUGUUUCCACAAAAAUACUUCAAAUCUCGUUUUGUCGAGGCGCACCCAUCAUUCAACGCUUGGGAUUUAGAUACCGUUGACAAAGCAGUGAAUAAGACGAUGCAAGAGAUCUUUUUAACUCCGCACAAGGAUGACUGGGAUAUUCUGAUCAGCCAUUUACUUGGAGUGGAUCACUGCGGCCACAGGUAUGGACCAAGUCAUCCGGAGAUGGCGAGAAAACUGCAUGAAGCGGAUUCCAUAAUCAAACAUGUGUUCAAUUCGAUGAGCAACGAUACACUGCUCGUGAUUUUUGGUGACCAUGGAAUGACAGCCACUGGUGACCAUGGAGGCGAUUCAAAAGAUGAGACGGAAUCGGCUGUGAUAUUUAUUUCUAAACAAUUCUACAAGUACAAUUCACCAUUUCAGUGCGCUGCAGAACUUGCCAUAUCUCAGAUAGACUUGGUCCCAACAAUAGCACUGUUGCUUGGAAUACCAAUUCCUUACUCAAGCAUUGGACAAGUAAUUCCAGCAUUUUUACAAAACAAAAUUAAUUCAGACGCCAUUGCUGCUAACGUUGCUCAAGUAAACAAGUACAUUCAAAAUUUCCCCAGCAUGUUGACAACUUCAGAAAAGACGACUAGUAACGUGGAUAAUUCAAACCUAAUUCAGCAAUACAAGUUAAUACAAGAGGCAUAUGAGGCUUACAAAUCAUUUCCGAAUUUAACUAGCCGGGAGAAACUGCGCAAAAGCUCUGAAAUGUACCUUAAACAAGUGAAAUCCGUCGCAGUUUCGACAUGGACACAAUUUAACCUUCCCAUGAUUUACACGGGUGUUUGUAUCACAUUUCUCUCAGUUACCUCUCUCAUAAUUUAUCUAUCUAGUGUGCCUUUCAUUUUAAGAAGACGUUCCAGUAUUACAAGUAAUUAUCCAGCGAAAGUAUUAUCAUGGUUGUUACCAUCAUUGUCUCAUUGGUCAGUGUUGUGCACGUUUGUUUACCAUUCCAUUUCUUCUAGUGCCCUGUUGGGGAUAAUUGUAUCAACAAUUUCGGGUCUUGUCGUUUUUCUUUUGUUCUAUGGAUUGAUACUGUUUCGAAUGUACAAGAGAAUAUUUGUGGGUUAUUAUUACUCCCGAAGUAGAGAAUAUUAUUUUUCUAGUUUCAUAUCCGUUGGAUUAUACGUGUUUACGUGCCUUGCCAUGUUUUCUAACAGUUUUACUGUGUACGAGGGUUACAUGUUGGGCUUUGCCCUAAGCCUGGUUUCCUUUAUUGAAGUAGCAAGUUCAAGCAGAACAACAACAACGACGAUUAGAACACAACAAGGAUUCAAUUUUGCGUCAUCAUCAUCACUAUUAGCUCCAGACAAUCUACUGCAAACAUUGGCCACUCGAAAAAUCUUAAAAUGUUCUUGGAGUUGUUUUAUAAUAUUAUUAAUUUUAGUGCGAAUUUCUUUUAUAUUUUUUCGUUGUCGUGAAGAGCAGACCACAUGUUCGGAGGAGUUUCUGUUACACAAACAGCUUGCAUCCCUUCCCGAAGAUUGGCUGGUUCACAAGUAUCUUCGGUAUGGAGUUUCCCUGCUAGCGUUGGCUAUAUUCGUUGUUAGUUUCCGUCACUGGAUGAUUUACCGAUGUUGCAAGUUUAGCAAAAAACCACGAGCAAUUAUCGCGAGGUUUAUUCCUUCUCUUUUAGUAGUUUUACUUGGAGUCUUUUGGGCUCUCCAGGGAUUGCCAUACAUUAGCUGCAAUGCUUCAAAAAUUCCACUUUUGAUGAAUUACCUUCCUUUAGUGUAUCAAGUAGUUACGGUGUCUGCAAUACUGUGCGUUUCGUGGAAACCAAUUUGCUGCAUUGGACAUCUUAAACAUUUGCCUUACACCAAUUUUAGUAAACUCGGCCGUAAUCAACGAGUUGUCAAUAAUUCUUCCAAAACUCGGGUCGAAUCUUCUCGCUCAACAAAACCAGAAAAUUAUACAAAUGGGGUCGGACAUCACCCACCUGAUCACCCCCCUCAGCAUAAGCCACUACAGCCGAGAUCCAAGCUUAACACAACCAUUGUAUUUCCAUUUGACAUUGGUGGUAUACAGUUUUGCGAUUGUUCAAACGAGGACACGUAUUCUUCCUGUUUUCUUACGUUAGCAUCUCUUAUCACUCUUCUUUUGGUACAAGUUACCAGUACAGGAAUAGUUCCAGCAAUUAUCUUGCAAGCAUAUGUACUUGUUUGUCUUGUUGGAAUUUUUCAAAAACCAUCAGUAAAAAAUUCAGAUUCUUGGUCAUCAGCGGUAGCUUGGACAUUAACAUCCCAAUAUUUUUUUUACGCUACUGGACACCAACCAAUAUUUUCAGCUAUUCCAUGGGAUUCUGCAUUUGUUGGGGGUGGUGGAGGAGACUUGGCUGCUACUUCUCCUGGAGCAUGGCUAUCUUGGCUCAGGGCAGGAUUGGCUGUUAUUGGGAAUUUGCAUGUUUCUCAAGUCCUAACUUCGAUAACCCUUCCUCUAUUAAUUCACUGGAGUGUAGAUAAAAGAAGAGUUGAAAGUUUAAUGGGGAAAUCAGAACGACAAAUGGCAUAUAUCCUAUACGGUAAAUAUUUGGCGUUGCAUGGACUGAAGCUUCUUGUGUGCAUGGGUUGCGCCGGAUGGCAUCGUCGGCACCUCAUGGUGUGGAAGAUUUUUGCUCCAAAAUUCAUUUUCGAAGCAGUGUCGUUCAUUAUUACAUCAUCUGUUUCACUGCUGGGAAUGGUGUUUCUUACUCGUGUUAGCUAUUGUCAUCAAAAAUACUUGGACUUUUCACAGACAGCAUAAUAAUUUACUUAUUUACGUACUUUUAUUUAUUUUCCGUGCUCGAGGGAUGCCAAAAGAUGUUCAAUGUCAAACAAACGUGCAGUUAACAUACUCACCUCCAAAGGUCAAACCGGACCAUAUCACCAAAAAGUCAAAUUAUUUAAAGAGUUUUAAUUAAAAGACAAAUCUUUAAAAUUUAUAAAAAUUAAGUUUUGUCAUGCAUUAAUUAAUGAGAUGAGAUUUAAUGUUCAAUCUAGUCACUGAGCGUGUCUUAACCACUUAUUUAUUUAUAGUUGUUGUAUAGCAUUUAUUUUUCAUAAAAUAAAGAACAGGAGUGUCAAAUGUUACAAGAACGAUCUGUGUUCUUAUUCUAAACUAACCAAA